Phaethon lepturus (White-tailed tropicbird) is the source of this 282-nucleotide messenger RNA. Its product is annotated as parkin coregulated gene protein-like. The transcript has 2 exons. The annotation marks the transcript as partial. NCBI's taxonomy places the organism in Eukaryota, Metazoa, Chordata, Aves, Phaethontiformes, Phaethontidae. The record is from RefSeq and is a predicted model, not a curated record. Gene Ontology annotation, cellular component: vesicle; neuron projection; cytosol. Gene Ontology annotation, molecular function: Hsp90 protein binding; Hsp70 protein binding.
AUGGUGGUGGAGAAAGCGGGCCCAAGCCCCUCAAAGCCUGUAGGUGAUAGGUGCCCCCAGCAGCAGGAGCCACUGGGGCACGCGAAGAAAAGCAAGCAGCAGGUCUCCGAUGGAUUCACUGUUAAAGCCAUGAUGAAAAACACUGUGGUAAGAGGGCCCCCACUUGCAGGAGCAUUUAAAGAAAGACCAACAAAGCCCACAGCAUUUCGAAAGUUUUAUGAGCGAGGAGACUUCCCAAUUGCCCUUGAGCAUGAUACUAAAGGAAACAAAAUCGCCUGGAAG